UGUAUGUAUGUAACGACCCUGGGUUUAUUACAAUAUGCACUGUACAGACAGAGACAGACACACACGGACGGACGGAUACACACACGGACGGACGGAUACACAUACUGGGCAGGCAAAUACUGACUGGCAAUAAAAUGAUCCAGUGGAAUGGACAAAGAAUGAAUUACUUAAACAGACAAACCUAUUUCCAGGCGAUAUAUUCUUUAUGAAACGCCUGUGUUCUUCAAUCACAAUACAUAUAUUCUUUCGUUCACUGACCGCAGCAACUAAGCGAGGUCAGCAACAUAAUCACUGCAGUUCUUCAAAACCACUUCCCUUAAAUGUAACUUGUGCUGAUCAAGACACCAUCUUCCCUAAAUGUCACUUGCGCUGAGCUAGAAAGAAAAAAAGAGCGACUUCCGUUGCGUCCACUCUUCUCUGGCAAAACUUAAACACUCCGCCUCAUGUGACCACGAUCAUGUGACCAAAGUGGGCGGGGUUUGAAGCGCUGUGUUCGCGCUGUUUCCGGGAGUAGAUCAAAUUGAUUAUCACACUGCAUUUUCUUUGAUCAAGAGAAAACAAAACAUUGAUUAUUGCGAAAGUAAUCAGUAAAUAGAGGAUAGGCUUACUUCAAUGUAGAAUAUGUCAAUAAUGUCAAACAAACACUUUGACUGGAGUGUUUGAGAUAAGCUUUAUAGAGCUGAUGCUAUAUUUUCUUAAAAAGUGGACUCUGCAAUUUACUGCAACUGAAAAGAUUGUGUUUAUGAUUUGGAACUUUAUGAGACGGAUAUGGCCGUUGGUCAUGAUGUGAUAGUUUUGUUGCUGGCGGUAAUAUGCUGUGUUGGAGAGAGCAAGAAGAGGAAUGUUCUUCUUAUUAUCGCGGACGACGCAGGCUUCGAGACGUCGGUCUAUAACAACACCGUGGUCCGUACGCCUCACCUAGCCGCUCUGGGUCGACGCAGCCUGGUGUUCCAGAAUGCCUUCACCUCCGUUAGUAGCUGUUCUCCCAGCCGAUCCACCAUACUGACAGGCCUGCCACAGCAUCAGAAUGGUAUGUACGGCCUGCACCAGGGAGUCCAUCACUUCAACUCGUUGGACGGAGUACGAAGCCUACCUUUACUGCUGGGCCAAGCUAACAUACGCACAGGGAUCAUUGGGAAGAAACACGUAGGCCCUGGCCCUGUCUAUCCCUUUGACUUCGCCUACACAGAGGAAAACAACUCUGUACUUCAGGUGGGUCGGAAUAUCACCCGGAUCAAACUACUGGUCAGGAAGUUCUUCCAGACCCAGAGAAAGGAAGAGGAAGAGAGACCGUUCUUCUUGUAUGUGGCGUUCCACGACACCCACCGCUGUGGCCAUUCCCAGCCGCAGUACGGAGCAUUCUGUGAGAAGUUUGGGAACGGCCAGAGUGGAAUGGGGAGGAUUCCAGAUUGGAAGCCAGAAUACUACACCCCAGACCAAGUCAAGGUGCCCCACUUCGUCCCAGACACCCCUGUAGCGAGAGCUGAUUUGGCUGCCCAGUACACUACAGUUAGCAGACUGGACCAGGGUAUUGGUCUGGUGCUGGCUGAGUUGAGGGAGGCUGGUUAUGAGAAUGACACCUUGGUGAUCUACAGCUCUGAUAACGGUAUCCCUUUCCCCAACGGACGCACCAACCUGUACGGAUCAGGCACCGCAGAACCCAUGUUGGUGUCAUCACCUGAACACAGGGAGAGAUGGGGAGGAACCAGCCAAGCCUACGUCAGCCUACUGGACAUCACCCCCACCUUACUGGACUGGUUCUCCAUCCCGUACCCCUCAUACUUCCUCCCGAGCACCCCCACCACCCCUGUCAGCCUCACAGGCCGCUCCCUCCUCCCUGCCCUCGUCUCCGAACCCUCACAUGCUGCCUGGCACACCGUCUACGCCAGCCAGUCCCUCCAUGAGGUGACCAUGUACUACCCUAUCCGCUCCAUCCACCAGGGGGCGUACCGCCUGCUCCACAACCUACACUACCGCAUGCCCUUCCCCAUAGACCAGGACUUCUACGUCUCUCCCACCUUCCAGGAUCUGCUGAACAACACCCUGACCGGACGGCCCACAGGCUGGUUCAAAACCCUGCAACAAUACUACUACAGGGACCGCUGGGAGCUUUUUGACUUGCGGUCGGACCCAGAGGAGGCUGUGAACCUGGCUGGGGACCCGGCUCUCGCCCCGGUCCUGAAGAGCCUCAGAGACACGCUGCUGAAGUGGCAGUGGACCACUGGGGAUCCGUGGGUCUGUGGACCAGACGCUGUGCUGGAGGACAAACUGGAACCACACUGUCGACCGCUCUACAACGGACUCUGACCGCAACUAGACCACAACUGGACUGUGAUUGAUUGUGGAUCCAAUCAUAUUUAUUUUAUAAAGCCCUUUUUACAUCAGCAGUAGUCACAGUGUGAUUCAUAGUUAGCCGGCCUGAACCUCCACAGAGGAAUCAAUGCAGAACACGAAUCACAGUGGCCAGGAACAUCUCCCUAGAAAGAAGGACUCAAGGAAGUAAGAUGGAGAGGAAUCCGGCUCCGACGAUGACCCAUCCUUUUCUGGCUGUACCAGGUAGAGGUUAAGAGUACAUGUAAUAUAUAAUAAUAAUAAUAUAUGCCAUUUAGCAGACGCUUUUAUCCAAAGCGACUUACAGUCAUGUGUGCAUACAUUCUA
Oncorhynchus gorbuscha (pink salmon) is the source of this 2658-nucleotide messenger RNA. RefSeq names its product N-sulfoglucosamine sulfohydrolase (sulfamidase) (gene sgsh). Gene Ontology annotation, molecular function: N-sulfoglucosamine sulfohydrolase activity. The record is from RefSeq and is a predicted model, not a curated record. The coding region runs from base 769 to 2307 and encodes 512 amino acids. Gene Ontology annotation, biological process: glycosaminoglycan catabolic process; heparan sulfate proteoglycan catabolic process. The transcript is spliced from 11 exons. NCBI's taxonomy places the organism in Eukaryota, Metazoa, Chordata, Actinopteri, Salmoniformes, Salmonidae.